GCCAAGCUUUUGUGUUAAAUAUAGUAACUGCCGUGAACUUGUCCUUGAAAUAAAGCUAGCGCACGGGGCGGACCAAAAUAUCCUCACGUCAAUCAAGAUUGCAGCACGUUGUUAGCAGCAGUAAUUCUGCAGAUUCUGCUUCUUCAGUUCAAGUUUAUCACAAUGCUCGAAGUAAAGUUUUCGCUAAUUGCGAUACUGGCGUCGCUAUCAUUUGUCGACUCUUCUAAUAUCCUACUGGUGUUCGCACUCCCAGGAAAAAGUCAUGGAAUCCUUGGAGAUGGCUUCGUGCGGUUAUUAUUGGCGGCUGGACAUGAGGUGACAUCUAUAACAACAUAUCCGACACGACAAUUGCAUCCAAACCUGACUGAGGUAGAUGUCAGUCGUAACUUGGAUUUAUCACCUGAUAAGUAUAUUAAUAUAAAAGCAGUAUUGGAUAAGGAAAUAGACUUGAACAAUAUAACCGGCUUAAUUCAUGCAAUGAAAAACCUAGGCAAUACAACGUUUACAAAUGAAAACGUACAGAAACUUAUGAUGGAUCCGUCACAAAAAUUUGAUGCAGUCAUUGUUGAGUGGCUGUUCUGGGAAUUGUCCAGUGGAUUAUCGGCAGUAUUCGAUUGCCCGCUGAUAUGGUUUUCUACAUUAGAACCACACUGGAUGGUUACAAAAUUAAUCGAUGAAAACUUGAAUCCAGCGUACAAUCCCGAUUUUAUGACGGGGAACACAAUACCGUUCACCUUUAUGCAACGGGUCGCAGAAUUAUGCAAGCAAAUUGUCACAAGUUUGUUCUUGGAUUUCACUUUUGUACCGAUGGAGGAAAAAUUAUAUCAAGUAUUAUUCGGUCCAGCAGCAGCAAUAAGAGGAAAAUCGCUACCCUCUUAUCAUGAUGUAAGGUUCAACGCGUCCCUGAUGUUGGGCAAUUCACAUGUUUCGUUGGGACAAGCAACAAGAUUGCCCCAAAGCUAUAAGCCAAUAGCUGGAUAUCACAUCGACCCCGACCUUAAACCUCUUCCGGAGAAUUUGAAAAAAAUCUUUGAUAAUGAUACAACUGGCGUUAUUUACUUUAGCAUGGGCUCUAGCUUAAAAAGUAAAGACAUGCCGGAAAAACUGAAGAAAGAGUUGUUGAAAAUGUUUGGAACACUAAAACAUACGGUCCUUUGGAAAUUUGAAGAUGUACUAACGGAUUUACCCACAAAUGUUCACAUUGUAAAAUGGGCACCACAACCAAGCAUUUUGGCUCAUCCAAAAACGAUUCUCUUUAUAACUCACGGAGGACUUCUCUCAACUACUGAGACCGUUCAUUUUGGAGUACCUAUCAUCGGUAUACCAGUCUUCGCAGAUCAAUUUAACAAUGUCGAUAGGGCUAUAAAUAAAGGUUUCGCAAAGCGAGUGGACCUUUCUUACACAAUGGCCGACGACCUAAAAGUAGCUAUUGAGGAAAUCAUAAGCAAUCCACGGUAUGCAGCAAAAGUGAAGGAGUUAUCUCUAAUAUACCAUGACCGGCCGGUGUCUCCAGACAAGGAGUUAGUGCACUGGAUCGAGCACGUAAUCAAAACUAAAGGAGCACCGCAUUUGCGGUCACCAGCACUGUUUGUACCUUGGUACCAGAAAGUGUACCUUGAUCUUGCUGCCCUCAUUUUGAUAGGAUUAUUAGCUAUUAAAAUAGUUAUAAAACAAUUAUUUUGUUCAAAGGGAAGAACAACUUCUCAAAAGAAAAAUAAUUAAAAGGAAUAUCCAUAAUUAAUUAUUUAAGAAAUAAAGUCUUUUACGACUGAUUUUUACUAUAUAUUUUCAA
Molecule: messenger RNA, 1792 nt
Organism: Hyposmocoma kahamanoa
Lineage: Eukaryota; Metazoa; Arthropoda; Insecta; Lepidoptera; Cosmopterigidae
Product: UDP-glucuronosyltransferase 2B9-like
Exons: 9
Coding region: 163-1722 (519 amino acids)
Molecular function (GO): UDP-glycosyltransferase activity
Source: RefSeq, a predicted model, not a curated record